This is a messenger RNA of Crotalus tigris (Tiger rattlesnake), 2355 nucleotides long. Its product is annotated as sodium/hydrogen exchanger 2-like. The transcript has 12 exons. Gene Ontology annotation, cellular component: membrane. Lineage: Eukaryota; Metazoa; Chordata; Lepidosauria; Squamata; Viperidae. Gene Ontology annotation, biological process: proton transmembrane transport; sodium ion transport; regulation of pH. The record is from RefSeq and is a predicted model, not a curated record. Bases 81 to 2303 code for a protein of 740 amino acids. Gene Ontology annotation, molecular function: sodium:proton antiporter activity.
GAUAGUCUGCCAAUGUUGAAUUUCCUCAGACAGACAGGACGACAAGCAGGUGGAAGGAGACGGGAUUUGUCCUGAGUGAGAUGGCUGCUCUCAGAUUCUGUCUUCGAGGCUUUUACUUCUUCUUCUUCUCAAUGCCAAGAACUGCCAGUUUCCAGAACAUUACAGUGCUGGAAUCUCUGGGUGAAAUGAACUCGGAGACAAGCUGGACAAAUGAAUCCAAGGAUGCUGCAGACGUCUUUGAUUAUCAGCAUGAAAUGAACUCGGAGACAAGCUGGACAAACGAAUCCAAGGAUGCUGCAGACUUCUUUGAUUAUCAGCAUGUCCAGGUUCCCUUCGAGAUUACGUUGUGGAUCUUGUUGGCUUCCUUGGCCAAAAUAGGUUUCCAUCUGUUUGACAAACUACCAUCGGUUGUCCCUGAAAGCUGCCUAUUGAUUGUUGUUGGCCUCAUCGUGGGUGGCAUUAUCUUUGGCUUGAAUGACAAGUCACCUCCAGUUAUGGACAGUGAUAUCUUCUUCCUCUAUCUCCUGCCCCCCAUUGUCCUGGAUGCAGGCUAUUUCAUGCCAAGUCGGCCCUUUUUUGAGAACAUUGGAACCAUCCUCUUGUAUGCUGUGGUGGGAACAAUCUGGAAUGUCUUUGGCAUCGGAUUUUCCCUCUAUGUGAUAUGUCAAGCCAAUGCUUUCCAGCUGGGGGACAUCUCCUUGCUUCAUAAUCUCUUAUUCAGUAGCUUGAUCGCGGCUGUUGACCCAGUUGCGGUUCUCUCAGUCUUUGAGGAGAUCCAUGUCAACGAAAAGCUUCACAUUUUGAUAUUUGGGGAGUCUCUCCUCAACGAUGCUGUGAGUGUUGUGCUUUACAGGCUGUUCCGGUCCUUUUGUGAAAUGCCGACGAUCAGAACUGCCGAUGUGUUUGUUGGCAUUGGGAAGUUUUUUGUGGUGGGCGUUGGGGGGCUCCUGGUGGGCCUUCUCUAUGCUGUGACUGCAGCCUUCACCACUCGCUUUACCAAAAAUAUCUUGGUGAUUGAACCUCUUUUCGUCUUCCUCUACAGCUACUUAUCUUAUCUCACUGCAGAAAUGUUUCAUCUCUCUGGCAUUGUGGCAAUCAUUUCUUGUGCCUUGGGCAUGAAGCGCUACGUGGAAGCCAACAUCUCUCUCAAGUCCCACACCACCAUUAAAUACUUCAUGAAGAUGUGGAGCAGUGUGAGCGACACUCUCAUCUUCAUCUUCCUUGGCGUCUCCACCAUUAGGGACAAUCACGAGUGGAACUGGCCCUACAUUUGUUUCACCCUAAUUUUCUGUCUCCUUUGGAGAGCACUGGGUGUUCUGGUCCUGACCUUCAUCAUCAACAGGUUACACAUCAACGCUGUUACACACAAGGACCAGUUCAUUAUUGCAUAUGGCGGCCUUAGAGGGGCCAUCUGUUUCUCCUUGGUGGUUUUGCUCCCUGACUUCCAGAGGAAGAAGCUCUUCACUGCGGCAACCACAGUUGUUAUUCUCUUUACUGUCUUUGUACAGGGGAUGACCAUCCGUCCCCUCGUUGGCUGGUUACACGUCACUCGAAAACAAGAAAGCGGCCCCACGGUGGGAGAACAAAUUCAUAUCCGGUUCCUGGAUCAUUUGUUGGCUGGUAUUGAAGAUAUAUCAGGACACUGGGGACAAUAUUAUUGGAAAGACAAAUUAGAGUAUUUCAACAGCAAACACUUGCAGAAAUAUUUGGUCCGGGAAUAUAUGCAGCCCAAGUCAAGCAUUGUUCUUCUGCAUGAGAAACUGGAGAGGAAGCGUGCCAUUGAGUUAGCUGAAGCAGGUCAGCUGUCGUGGAGACCUUCCCGUAAAGUAUUGCUUCAUAAGGACAAUCCUGUCACCGUAACUGAUGACACAGAGAGUCUCAGUCAAGAUGAGGUGAAUGACAUCCAGAAGAUACUGGAGAAGAACUUGUACAAAACAAGGAAGAUGGUAUCGGCCUAUAAUCGCUACACACUUCCUCAGGAGCCAGAACCAGCGGAACAAGUCAAAGAGAUUGUGAUCCUCAGACACAAAAGUUUGCAAAUCUGCCCGGAGAGAAGUGCCUCAGACUACCUCAGGAAGGAGGUACAUGGCUGUGAGGAGGUGGAGGAAGAGGACUCGUCAACUGGGGAAACAGAUCCCAAACUAGACCUGCCCAGGUCUCUUACUGACAAACAUUCCAGAAAAGUGUCAUUACUGAAACCAGGUCGCUCAAAGUCACUUGGUUUUAUUUCACUUGGGUGCUCCGAUGCAAAUCAGCAGGGGGAAGGAGCAACUGAACAAGCAGUGAUUUCUAAGGAGAAGUAGCACACACAGUUGUAUAUUUUUCUUUUCAUUCAUUUUAAUUGAUCCCUCACUC